AUGGAAUGGUCCGAUUACGGUAGUGCAGAAGGAAUGCAUUCAAGAAGGUUAGUUAAGUCAAGAAGUCUGGGAUUUGUUUGGGAUUUAUACGGAGUUUGGGAUUGGGAUUUAUACCGAGUUGCCUUGAAAUUACACCGGAUUGAGGUGUAUUCCGCAAGAACGACUCAAACCGAAUCCAAAAGCGUUGUGCAUACAGAAAUACGGUGCGGAGUUCUGUCGUCAACUCGAGGUUGCCUGCUAUCGCGUGAAGAAUGUGCCAUUCCAAGAGAACAUGCUCUGCACGGUCUGCGAAAUACCGCAAGUUAUUGA
Molecule: messenger RNA, 309 nt
Organism: Anisakis simplex (herring worm)
Lineage: Eukaryota; Metazoa; Nematoda; Chromadorea; Rhabditida; Anisakidae
Source: the annotation of a GenBank genome assembly